CCCAGCUUCAAACCACAUUCUUUGCAUACACACCACACCCUCUGCUUACGACUGAGCGAUAUUAGUUGCUCAGCCUGCACAGAAACCCCCACAUAAUCACCCAUUCUUUGAAUAUGCUCAUUUUCCGUCCCAAGGUUGAAAGAUCUGAGUACCCCGCUACGACAAACUAUGGAUGAUCCACUGCUGCUUCUAGAAAGGGAAUACUGCCCUCCAGUAGACCCCGCCCUUAUCUACGCAAUUUGCGCCGACUUCGACCUUAAUGAUGCCCAAGGCGUAUCCAACGCACGCCAGAUACUCGACGGAAUAAAGCAGAGUGCGAUUGAGGAGCAAAACUCCGAGUUCGACGCGUCUGGAAGCAGCGGCUUGCAGCGCGAGGCAGACACUUCGGAGGUCUCGUCAUCAACCGCCGGAAGCCGUUCCUCGCCCUCGAGGAGUGACCUCACGAGCCUCACAAAUGGAGUCUCUGGAAUAAGCCUCAGUACACUCUCUGUGUCUGGGUCUAGUUCUUCUGGAGACCUUCUGGGGGCCCACGGUGGUUACUUUGACGAUGCGGAGAAGCUCCCAGACGAGGCGAAGGAGCUGAUGCUCACGGAGACCUUCCCCACAAUUCGCCUGCAACGCAUCCGGUUUAUCCUCAAGAAGUGUGGGGGGAACUAUGGACAAGCUACAGAUGAGUUGCUCAAUCUCGUGUACUUCGAGAACUCUACCACGUAUGAGGACGGUAGCAUCCCAAAAGGCAUCGACGCCUUUUCGGAAGAGCAUCUGGUCGCAUCCCGCGGUCGGAAGGGUAAAGGGAAGAAGAAAAAGAUUCCCCUUGGUCAGAAUAGUAGCUCCUCGUCGCCUUCACCGAGCGGCGCAUCGACCCCCUCCAACAUUUGGCUGGAUACGGGAAAGGAGAUUGAGCUGAUUGCCAGCAAGACCGGCAUUCCCAAGAAGUCUGUCAACUCUCUUUACCACAAAAAUGGCGCCUCCAUUCCUGCCACCAUCUUGGCUCUUAUCGAGAAGAACCUAAAAGAGUACGAGAACCUGGAACCGGAGCCCACGACGGUAUCAAACGCAUUCGAUCUCACAAACGACUUCCCCUCGUUAAACUUCGCCCAAGCAUCCGCUAUUAUCAGACUCACAUCGCCCUCAACUGCAUCUGCCCACGAGCUCGCAAAGCUCCUCACAACGCACAACCGUAGCUCCCCACCCAGCACCAGGCUUGGCGGUAUCCGAGUCAUCCCCCAAUACGCGCCGCUCAACCUCGACACCUCCGAGAACGACCGUCCCGCCACACCCGCAAACCCUCCCUCCCUCCCUUUCCUCCCCUCCCCAACCGCCGCCGCCCUCGCCACCGCGCGCACGAACGCCUUCGCCCAAGCCGCCUCCGCGUAUCGGCGCGGCAAGUCAGAUAAUCUGAUGAAGGCCGCGUCGGGCUACUACGCGCAGCUCGGCCACGACUACCACGCCGCGGCCCUCGCUAUGUCGGCUGCCGAAGCUGACGCGCUGGUUGCGAAGCAGAGCACAGCGACGCAGCUGGAUCUGCAUGGCGUGAAUGUUAAAGAUGCUAUGCGCAUCGCUGAUAAUAGGGUCGCGGCGUGGUGGGCGGGGCUAGGCGAGGAGAGGGUCCCCGGGGCUGGGAGGAGGGGUGUGGGAGACGGCUACAGCAUUAUUGUCGGCGUGGGGCGACACUCCGAAGGCGGCAAGGGGAAGUUGGGCCCAGCUGUGGUGAGAGGCCUCGUCAAAAGGGGCUGGAGAGUUGAGGCGGCGAGUGGAGUUGUUACGGUAGUGGGGAAGGUGAGAAGGUGAGUGCGACCUUUCUUACUGUUAUUUUUAGCGGCAUUUGCGGUGUUUAUGAGUGAUCUGAUUUGUCGGGGGAUUUGUUUGUGGAGAAGAGUUCGUUGUGGGAUGUGGCGGAUGUGUCGAGGGCUUCAGACGUGGGUUGGAGAUGUUGGGACGGUAAUGUCUAAUGAUGAAUGAGUAAUAACAGUAAGUAAUAAGAGGUGAAUAUACCCAAGCUUUCGAGUCGAUGCCAAUUUCUCCCCUCCCUCUAUGGGAAGGUGGGCGUGAGUGGUAGCGGAAUACACACAUUUACCAUGACCUUGGUUUCAGC
Molecule: messenger RNA, 2095 nt
Organism: Mytilinidion resinicola
Lineage: Eukaryota; Fungi; Ascomycota; Dothideomycetes; Mytilinidiales; Mytilinidiaceae
Exons: 2
Coding region: 169-1791 (540 amino acids)
Molecular function (GO): protein binding
Source: RefSeq, a predicted model, not a curated record